GUUAGUCCCCGGGCCCUGGGCUGCAGAGCCCUCGCCAGGCCGCGCUCCCUCUCGCAGCCCGGCGCCCCGGGGCUGAGCUGUCCUCGCGGCCGCCGGAGCGGGGCGCUGCGCCGCGUGCCGGGCCGGAAAUUCCCGCGGCCCGAGUGGAGCACCGGAGCGGGGCCGCGGCGCCGCCUUCCUCCUCAGGCCGGGCGGGGGCGGUGGGCCCAGGAAGGCCGGGGGGCGUGCGCGUCUGCGGGGAGCGGGCGGGGAGCCGGAGACCUCGGGGAGCCCCCGCGCCCCAGCUCGGAGCCCCCGCCCCCUGGCGUCUCCGCCUCCCGCGCGCACACACCCCCCGGGCGCCGAGCCCUUGGCCUGCGAGCCGCUCCUCCUCCUCGGGCUCCGCACUCGCCCUCUGUCCCGGCCCUCCUGCCGCCGGCCGGCCCCGGGCUCGGGCUCCGCUCGCACACCCUCCCGCCGGGCCGCCGCAGCCCUCGGGCCUCCCUCCGCGUCCUGCUCGCGCCGCCGUCGGGGAGAAUUGAUGUCCCUUCAGCAUCAUGCAGCCGCCGCCGAGGAAGGACGUUCAGUCAGAAGAAGGCUGCUAUUGAAAGGGAGUAUGCACAGGGUAUCCAGAAGUUGGCUAGUCAAUAUCUGAAGAGAGAUUGGCCCGGAAUAAAAACCGAUGAUCGGAAUGAUUACAGGAGCAUGUAUCCUGUUUGGAAGUCUUUUCUCGAGGGAACCAUGCAGGUAGCCCAGUCUCGGAUCAAUAUAUGUGAAAACUAUAAAAACUUCAUUUCUGAGCCUGCAAGGACAGUUCGAAGCUUGAAAGAACAGCAACUUAAAAGGUGUGUGGACCAGUUGACAAAGAUCCAAACUGAAUUACAAGAGACAGUGAAAGAUUUAGCUAAAGGCAAAAAGAAGUACUUUGAGACUGAACAGAUGGCUCAUGCUGUACGAGAGAAAGCUGACAUCGAGGCAAAAUCUAAACUUAGUCUUUUUCAAUCAAGAAUCAGUUUACAGAAGGCAAGUAUCAAGUUAAAAGCCCGGCGAUCUGAAUGUAAUUCCAAAGCUACUCAUGCGCGGAAUGAUUAUCUUCUUACACUAGCAGCAGCAAACGCACACCAGGACCGCUACUAUCAUACAGACUUAGUCAACAUUAUGAAGGCUCUUGAUGGAAAUGUGUAUGAUCACCUCAAGGAUUAUUUAAUAGCCUUCAGCCGCACCGAGCUAGAAACAUGCCAAGCUGUACAGAACACAUUCCAGUUUUUAUUAGAAACUUCCACUAAGGUGGUACGGGACUACAAUCUUCAGUUAUUUUUACAAGAGAAUGCUGUAUUUCACAAACCCCAGCCCUUCCAGUUCCAGCCUUGCGACAGUGAUACUAGUCGGCAGUUAGAAUCAGAAACUGGGACCACAGAGGAGCACAGUCUAAACAAGGAGGCCCGGAAAUGGGCCACACGGGUAGCCCGCGAGCACAAGAAUAUUGUUCACCAACAACGGGUUCUAGAUGAUCUGGAAUGUCAUGGAGCUGCAGUGCCAGAACAAAGUCGAGCAGAUUUGGAACAGAAAAUUGAUGAAGCUAGAGAAAAUAUCCGUAAGGCAGAGGUAAUUAAGUUGAAAGCCGAAGCUCGGCUGGACCUGCUAAAGCAGAUUGGCGUUUCUGUGGACACAUGGCUCAAGAGUGCAAUGAACCAGGUCAUGGAGGAACUGGACAGUGAGCGCUGGGCCCGCCUGCCUGCAGUAACCAACAAUGGCACUUCACACCCGCUGAAUGCAGAUACAGAAAGAGAAGAGGGAGAAGAGUUUGAAGACAAUAUGGAUGUAUUUGAUGAUAGCAGUUCCAGCCCUUCCGGCACCUUAAGAAAUUAUCCACUCACCUGCAAAGUUGUUUAUUCCUACAAGGCUUCUCAACCAGAUGAGUUGACCAUUGAUGAGCAUGAGGUGUUAGAAGUGAUUGAAGAUGGAGAUAUGGAAGACUGGGUAAAGGCUCGAAAUAAAGUCGGCCAAGUGGGUUAUGUGCCAGAAAAGUACCUCCAGUUCCCCACCUCGAACAGCCUGCUGAGCAUGCUGCAGUCCCUGGCUGCUCUGGACAGCCGGUCACACACAUCCAGCAACUCCACGGAGGCCGAACUCUUCUCCGGCAGCCUCAAUGGAGACGCCAGUGUCUGUUUUGUGAAAGCACUUUAUGACUAUGAGGGCCAGACAGAUGAUGAACUGUCUUUUUCUGAGGGAGCAAUCAUCCGGAUCUUGAACAAAGAAAACCAGGCUGAUGAUGGCUUCUGGGAAGGGGACUUCAACGGGCGAGUUGGGGUUUUCCCAUCAGUGCUAGUGGAAGAACUCUCAGCCUCAGAAAAUGGUGAUACUCCAUGGAUAAAAGAUAUUCAGAUCUCACCCUCUCCCAAACCCCCGGGGACCCUGCCGCCACUGCCACUCUAUGACCAGCCUCCCAGCAGCCCCUCCCCGAGCCCAGACAAGAGGAGCUCUCAGUACUUCCCGCAUUCGCCUUCAGCAAAUGAAAACAGCUUCCAUGCCGAGUCACCGGGAUUCCCUCAGGCACCACGGCAUACUUCUGACACCUCAUACGGCAAGCUUCGACCUGUCCGGGCAGCCCCGCCUCCACCUACACAGAACCACCGAAGGCCAGCAGAUAAGCUUGAGGAUGUGGAGAUCACACUGGUGUGACAGUGGACUUACCCAUCCCUUUUACCGCUACAAUCAAGGCCAGGCUUGGAGUUUGGCCCGUCUGUUUCUUAGGCACCUUUGCAUGAUGAUGACUCAACAGAGCAGAAACAGGGGUGAUGUGUAACUGGGCGGCCUGGUGGGCUCCUCCCACGUUUUGAACAUUUUGUGCCUUUAUUUUGUUGUCAUUUUCUAUGUCAUCUCUCCUACCAUAGCACAAAUCCUGGUGGGCCCUAAAAGCAGAAAAGGAGACUGCCCUCAUGCCUGACAGUGGCCCCAGUUUUCUAUAAGACUCAAGACCAGGCCUCAUUCAGGGCACAGUCGCAGAGACACUGGUCAUGUGCACCGUACAGUAUAUUACUGUGGCCACAGGACGUGGCAGGUUCUCACCUUUCUUCAAAUGGCUUUUGUUCAUCUGAUUGGAUGUAAUCAGAUCAUGUUGCUACGUAAGGACGCAGAGGCGGGAUUUCAGGAGAGGCUGGCUCCUCCCCUGGCUGGGAAAGUAAAUCCUUACUCGAAAAUCAGAGUACUGCCCCGAGUUUAGCACCAAUUGCAUUAAUGCACAUCUCUUCCACAACUAACAGAUUGAAAACAGUAACAGUGUUCUUUGUAUUAAUAUUUCUGCCGUUCAUUUAGUAUUAGUGGAGCUAACAUGGAGGGGCUGAACAUCACAUAGACUAGCAGAAAGGGGGCCAUGGCUACAGCAGAAAUGGAGCUUCCAGGUCUGGAAUGAGCCGGUGUAAAGUUCUUUUAUAUUGGGUUGUUUUGUUUUGUUUUGUUUUUUAAUCUUAAUUUUUGCAGCAUCUACUCUUCUCACCAGUAUCCUUAGAAUCUGAAUGUCUAGAUAAGGUAAGAAUACAAAUUGUACUGCUGAGCCUCUCUGCCAGGGAGGCCGCUAGCAAAAUCACCUAUCUAUCCAUCAGUGCACUGGCCCAGACUGCCAGGUCCUGGCUUGUCCCAGACCAGCACCCUCCUCUCUACCCCUGGUGAAAAAUGCAGCUUCUCGGGCCCCACCGACCUAACAUUUCUUGGGAGAAAGAACCUGUGGCUCACAGAGAAAACCAGCUUCCGGUGCAAAAGGACUUGAGGCUUGGCCACCCUGCACCAGUGCACACGGAUAAGAAGAAGGCUUGUCUCCAGUCAGACCCUCCCCACCUGACAAGCCUUUGCCAGUGGCUGAUGGGUUUUUUUUAAGAGUCAAAUUUGCAGUGUAAUUCAGAAGUUGUAUUAUGCUUUGAAAACUCCAUCCCUCCUAAGAAUCUUUGAAAACUUGAAAUGCUCGCCAAAUGUCCCGAGGGGAUUUUUGACCAAAAUUUAAAGUCAUAGCUGAAGAAACAUUCAGUUCCAUGACAGGACCCACCCACUAGUCUUCUCCAUGAUUUGGGGCUUUUUGUUUUUGUUAUUGGCAUUUCUUAAGCUGUUGAUCUAUUUGAGGUCUUUUUGUGUUUAUCAAACUUAUUCUUAAGUUUAAAAAAAUUGUAAAGUUUUUCUUUUUUUUUUUUAAGAAUUUCAGGUUUGCUGAUGUGUUGAAAACCCUCAGAGUAUCUUGCGAACCUUGCAGUGCUCACACCAGGCAGCUCUCGCCAUCCCGUCCUGUUUUCUCUCAUAAGCUGGCCAAAUUGUCCUUGGAUCUGGGUUUUUCCAUAUUCUCAGAGGGUGAUCUGAAAUCUUUUGUUAUAUUUUAAAAUAUUUUUGGAAGAGCUGCUAAUUUUAUUUAAAAAAAAAAAACAAAGUUGUAAAAAUACACCUCCUUUUUAAAAAGAACCCCUCCCUCCAGGACAUGUCACCCAGCAUCACAGUGCACAGCUCAUGGGCGCUCCGUGCAGAUGCGUUUUCUUUACAGUGGCUGUAAAAAGUUUGUAUUUAUUAUGUAUAAAAUGUUGAAUAAUAAAAAAAAAUGCAAUUACAUUUCUGGGUUACCAUAUAAGGAGGUUUGGGUAAGCCUUCCAAAUGGGGUGGAGCCUGCCCUCAAGCCAGACAACAGAUGGAGGCAGGAGUUAGGCAGUCCAUCCCAGGGGCACACAGUUCUGGCAGGCAGGGGUGCUGGGAAUUACAAAAAUAGUGAUCUUUGCUUUCAAGGUUCUUCCCCAGUCUAGAAUGAAAAAGCAGACACACACAGGUGGUUACAGGAACUAAUGCCAGCAGGCCACCGGUCAGCUCUCCGCCUGGACUCCUUUUCUCUCCAAUGCUUAUCCCACAAACACUCUCAAGUCUACCAUAGGAAGCUGUCCUCUUGCAUGAGCCCUGGCCCACAUGAUGGGUAGCCACCUUCCAGGCUUUAAAAAAAGACAGAAUGAGACAGUCCUUGAGAGCUUAUCCAGCUCUUCUGUUCCAGGAUAGUCCAGCUUUUAGACACAGAGCCAGAGUUUCACAAAAAGACCAUGACGGUCGGGCCCCUCUCUGGCUAGGCAGGAAUUAUAAUGAGAACUCAUGUUAUUGGACUCUCCACUGGGACAAAGCCAGAGCUCGUCCUCCAAGUUGUGAUCGCACCCUGGGGCGUGCGCUGCUAGUCCCUUGCUGCCUCAGUCGCUGAGGCUCUUCACUUGGGGGCCAGUUACUGCCAAGCCUUCUGCAUGAAGCCUUAUGACAAAAUCUGGCUGUUCUGCAUCUCUACAUUUAUUUUGUUCAUUGCGGAGUUGUUUUCCAUAACAAAAAUAUAACCCAACUACAGAGCUUUGGACUUAGAAGAGGAAGAAAUACAAUCUGUCCAGAACCUUACAACUUGACACAGCCAGUAUAAGUUUCCUCCUCCUUCCUCCUGUGUGUCAUCUGCCAAGAGGCCUGAGGAUGCCAAAGACUAUCUUGUUCCUGGACCACUUUCCCCCUGGCCCACCGGCCAAAACAAGCACAGGCGGUCUUCUCGCCAUGUCUAAGAGCUCAGGCCUGGGAAUGUUCCCUGGAAUGCCUUCCUGAAACAUGAGACAAGAGCCCUCAAACAGGGCUCACACCCCUUGCACACCACACUAAACUCCUUGGUGUCCUCAGUCUCCCCAUUACUCUGAGGGACAGGACAGGAGCCAGGUCAAAAGCCCUACAUCUCCUGGGCAUGGAGCUCAGUGGUGGAGUGCACACUCCACAUGAAUGAGGCCCUGGCUUGAGCCCUGGUUACAUGUGCAUACACAUGAACUCCGAAAGCCCUGUCCUUGGGCUGCCUUGUUUAAUUGUGACUGUGUUCAUCCCUUUACCUUUCUGAAGCUUUCUUUCCUCAUCUGUUAAGUGGAAAUGAGAAAACUGCUUCCUAAAAUCCAGGAAGGUCAAAUAAAAAAUGCACAGGUAAGCAGAA
Messenger RNA from Erinaceus europaeus (western European hedgehog), 5941 nucleotides. It is a transcript of the gene FCHSD2, whose product is annotated as FCH and double SH3 domains 2. Gene Ontology annotation, molecular function: protein binding. NCBI's taxonomy places the organism in Eukaryota, Metazoa, Chordata, Mammalia, Eulipotyphla, Erinaceidae. Gene Ontology annotation, biological process: neuromuscular synaptic transmission; regulation of actin filament polymerization. The record is from RefSeq and is a predicted model, not a curated record. Bases 685 to 2661 code for a protein of 658 amino acids. The transcript has 19 exons. Gene Ontology annotation, cellular component: recycling endosome; neuromuscular junction.